Molecule: messenger RNA, 1023 nt
Organism: Exaiptasia diaphana
Lineage: Eukaryota; Metazoa; Cnidaria; Anthozoa; Actiniaria; Aiptasiidae
Product: ATP synthase subunit gamma, mitochondrial
Exons: 8
Coding region: 42-932 (296 amino acids)
Biological process (GO): proton motive force-driven ATP synthesis
Molecular function (GO): proton-transporting ATP synthase activity, rotational mechanism
Source: RefSeq, a predicted model, not a curated record
ACAAUCACGUGACCCGGCACGCCGCGCUGGAUUUAUCCAAGAUGGCGGCCAGUGGAGUAUUUCUACCGGGAGCCGUUUUUAGGCCAACAGCAUGUCUUGGAGUUCGGAACAUGGCAACCUUGAAAGACCUAUCAGUCCGUUUGAAGUCAGUGAAGAACAUCCAAAAGAUCACCAAAUCAAUGAAGAUGGUAUCAGCUGCAAAGUUUGGCCGUGCAGAGAAGGARCUUAAGCCAGCAAGAUCUUAUGGUGCUGGGGCUUCAGCCCUAUACGAGAAGGUUGAAAUCAAGCAGGACGAAGAAAAGCCUAAUCACCUAGUAGUUGCCAUAUCAUCAGACCGUGGUCUUUGUGGUGGUAUUCAUUCUGGUAUAGCAAAGGCUGUUAAGGCUGACUUGGCAGCAAACACUGAUAGAAACACUGCUAUUGUGUCAUUUGGUGAUAAAACAAGGCAAAUUYUGCAGAGAACCCAUGCUAAAAACAUGUUGAUGACAUUCUCUGAUAUUGGGAGAAAGCCACCAGUUUUCUCUGAGGCACAGUUUCUUGCCCAGGAGAUUAUCAACAGUGGCUUUGAGUUCAACCUAGGAGAGAUGUACUAUAAUACAUUUAGAUCUGUAGUCUCCUUCAAACCAACUGCAGCUCCUUUYUUUUCAUUUGACAACUUGAACAAUGCUACAGAAGAUUCUCUAAGUACAUAUGAUGACCUGGACUCUGAUGUCAUCCGCAGCUACCAGGAAUUUUCUCUGGCAAGCUUGCUGUACUUUGCAAUGAAGGAAGGAGCUUGUAGUGAACAGAGUGCCCGAAUGACAGCUAUGGAUGCUGCUAGCAAGAAUGCAGGCGAGAUGAUUGACAAGUUGACAUUGACGUACAAUCGAACAAGACAAGCCGUCAUCACCAGGGAGUUGGUGGAGAUUAUCUCAGGAGCAGCUGCAGUUUAAACGUGAUUUAGUGAAUUUUGAAAUGUGUGUUACACUUUGUCACACUUUUAUGGGAUCAUUUGUGACGAAUAAAACUUGAAAUUAUACUCCA